Anopheles arabiensis is the source of this 1597-nucleotide messenger RNA. Its product is annotated as phenoloxidase-activating factor 2-like. The transcript is spliced from 2 exons. Gene Ontology annotation, biological process: proteolysis. Lineage: Eukaryota; Metazoa; Arthropoda; Insecta; Diptera; Culicidae. The record is from RefSeq and is a predicted model, not a curated record. Gene Ontology annotation, molecular function: serine-type endopeptidase activity. The coding region runs from base 141 to 1292 and encodes 383 amino acids.
UCGAGACGUUGUUUUUUCCGGAUCUCCUUCGACAGACACUGUUUUUUGACGAUAUUCUGUUACAUUCCUGGACACUGGUUGAAUUCGACGAAAUUAACAAGUGUACGUGCGUGUGUGCGCGUGUAUGUUCAAACAGAAAAAUGUUUUGGCAAAUCAGUAAAGUGGGUGAAUUGCAUAUCCUAAUGCUUGCUUCAGUACAUCUCAUUAGAUACGCAGAAUGUAUAGCUGAUCAUGAUAUAGAGAUUCCAGGACAACAGCGUAUCCUAUCAUACCGUACUAAAGAGUGUUCCGGUUAUUGUGUGAUGUAUAACCUAUGCCAAGACAACAAGAUCAUCCCCCCCGGUACCGGAAAGAUCUUCCCACCUGCUCACAAAGAGCCCGAAUGUCCACAUCCAUGGCUUGUGUGCUGUAAAAAACGCCCCAAUCGAAACAGACCUCCAACGAGCACGAUCGAGCCACCCUUGCCGGUCACUGGUGAAGUAUCAGAUCGAUCAACCUGUGGCUUCCGUAGCAGGAAAAACUUGUUCCCAUGGGCGGUGAUCAUUUACCGGGAGGAGCGGGACUUCCCGGAAAAUAAACUGUUCUACGAGUGUGGUGGUUCCUUGAUCGCACCGAAGUUUGUCCUCACGGUGGCCCUUUGCGUGCAUGACAAACAGCAGGAGCAACUCGUGGUACGCGCGGGCGAAUGGGCUGCACAGAGUGCGCAAUACAGCUAUCAGGACCGUCGAGUGGCCCAGCUCUUCACACAUAUGGGGAUUAUGUACCGCCCAUUGGUAAACGAUCUUGUCCUGGUCUACCUCUCCGAACCGUUCCAGCUGGCGGACAACAUACAACCGAUCUGUUUCCCGCCGAAGGGAACACACUUAGAUAGGUACGAUUGUUUCACGGUCGGUUGGGGCAUCGUGCCAUCCCGCGGCGUACCCUGGUAUCAGGCGAAUUUGACAAGGGUACAGGUACCGGUUAGGCCGCACGAUAUCUGUCAGCAUCUGUUGCCUCCGAAGCGACCCGUACAGCCGUUCCUGUGCGCUGGUGGCUUUGUCGGACGGGAUAUGUGUCUCGGUAACUUGACCGGAUCUCCCCUGGUGUGUCCCAUUCCGGGCUCGCCACACCACUACUUCCAGGCGGGCAUUGUCGGGUGGCCCAACGGGUGUGAUGAUAAUGGCACUCCCGGUAUAUUCCUCGAUUUGGCGUACUACCGUGACUGGAUUGAGUGGCGGUUAGUACGAAGUACUAUUCUAGAAACAAACAGUAUUGUUAUAUGUUCUUUCGGUGUAGCGCCAAGCAAGCCAUAAGUAUGAUGAGUACGCAAUUAAUUAUCAUAUUGCACGGGGCCCUACAUGCAACACGUGCUUUGGUGAUCGCGCUGGCUCAGUUAAAAUGGAACGCUCUAUUGUACGCGUCCAUAAGAAACGCAGCACUUUUUUACGAUGUUUAUGAGUGAAAUAGUGAACAAAUGGGGAGAAUACAUAUUAUAGCCUGCUUAUCACAGAACUGCGUUAAUUAUCUAGAGCGAUAGCUGAAAAAGGUUCAUCUUUGCCAUUCAAAGUAAUAAGAAUAAUAAAAUAUAAAAGGAGAGUAAUAAUAAUAAUAAUAAUAA